Nycticebus coucang (slow loris) is the source of this 1661-nucleotide messenger RNA. RefSeq names its product succinate dehydrogenase complex assembly factor 1 (gene SDHAF1). The coding region runs from base 63 to 419 and encodes 118 amino acids. The record is from RefSeq and is a predicted model, not a curated record. Gene Ontology annotation, cellular component: mitochondrion. Lineage: Eukaryota; Metazoa; Chordata; Mammalia; Primates; Lorisidae. The transcript is spliced from 2 exons. Gene Ontology annotation, biological process: mitochondrial respiratory chain complex II assembly.
UGGACUUUUGGCGUUGCUGUUCUGAGAAGGUGUCUGUGUGCGUCCGCGGCCCAGCUGCUACCAUGAGCCGGCCCAGCCGCCUGCAGAGACAGGUUCUAAGCCUGUACCGCGAGUUGCUGCGCGCCGGACGAGGGAAGCCCGGCGCCGAGGCACGAGUGCGGGCCGAGUUCCGCCAGCACGCCUCCCUGCCUCGCACCGACGUACUGCGCAUCGAGUACCUGUACCGCCGCGGCCAGCGCCAGCUCGAGCUGCUGCGCUCCGGCCACGCCACGGCCAUGGGCACCUUCGUACGACCGCGGGGCCCGACCGAGGGGUUUGGGGGUGCUGGAGCCCCGGAGACCCCGUCUGACGACGGUAACGGUCCAAACAACCCUCACGACGGAACGGGGGCACCAAAGACGCGGCCCGACGGACGGUGACAGCAAAGAGCUCACUCAAUGGCCCGAGGGAACCAGGGAGCCCGCCUGACUGCGUGGGAAGACCGACCGAAGAAGCUGCCUGGUGGAGAUGCGAGGUCUUAAAAGACUAGCUUGAUGGAUUGUGAGGAUGAAAGUGCCCUCUGGGUGACGUGUUGGCCUAGAGAGCCUUGUGAUGGACGGCGAGUGUUGCCCAGCCUUUCCUGAUGCUUGGCUACAGGUCAUCCCUCUCCCCCACGAGAGCUUGGUACGACCUGGGACACCAGUAAGCGGAUGGUGUCAAGCCGAGAACUACUUACCUGGAGGCAUGGGAAGCCUGGACACUCUACUCGUGGACCGAGUCUGACACACCCUUCUCUUGACCCCUGCGAACAUUCCCACCCCUGGCUUCUCAUGGAGACUCCUCUCUCCUGUAUUUAACGCUGAGAACAGCAGACUUUUACCGAGAAAUUUCGGGGAAGCUGCCCUGAUAAACGGUAUACUGGGCUGAUACUGGCAAGACUCCGCAGGCUCUAUUGGCUGGCGAUCCCGAGGAGACCACGCCUUCUCUUUAGCUGGGGGCGGGAGACCCCGCCAACCAAGUUUGCAUCCUGACUUUUCCCUCAAACCUGGAGUCUCUCCCAGAAUCUGCUGCUUCCCUCACCUUCUCAGUAUCCUCUCCCCCUUCUAGUAACAAUUUCUUGAUUUUCUUUGGCGACCCAUCCCUCCCCCAUUUUCAGCCCACAUAGCCAGGCGGGGGGCUUCCUGCAUCCCCCAGACUUAGCAGAGGAACCAGCCUUGGGACUUUGGUUGGAGCUAUAAAGGAAGAGUGACUCCCGUUGGCCGCUAACUUGGCAGAGUGUAUGGCUGGAGAUUUUACUCUGGCCACCAUCAGGGUAAUUAGCUAAAUCAGAUGAAAGAACUGAGAAUGACAUCGUUUGGGCCUCAGGCUCUAGCAAUGCCCGAAGUCCAGAACUUCUCAGUUACCCACAAAAGUUCCCAUUUCUGUCUAAAAUCAGUGAGAACUGGGCGGCGCCUGUGGGUCAGUGAGUAGGCCGCCAGCCCCAUAUACUGAGGGUGGCGAGUUCAAACCCGGUCCCAGCCAAACUGCAACAAAAAAUAGCCGGGCGAUGUGGCGGGCACCUGUGCUCCCAGCUACUCUGGAGGCUGAGGCAAGAGAAUCGCCUAAGCCCAAAAGCUGGAGGUUACUGUGAGCUGUGACCCCAUGGCACUCUACCAAGGGCAACAAAGUUCCCCGUGAUAAAA